Molecule: messenger RNA, 2187 nt
Organism: Thyridium curvatum
Lineage: Eukaryota; Fungi; Ascomycota; Sordariomycetes; Thyridiales; Thyridiaceae
Exons: 4
Coding region: 1-2187 (728 amino acids)
Biological process (GO): positive regulation of transcription by RNA polymerase II; DNA-templated transcription
Molecular function (GO): zinc ion binding; sequence-specific DNA binding; DNA-binding transcription factor activity, RNA polymerase II-specific
Source: RefSeq, a predicted model, not a curated record
AUGUCCAUCUCUCGUGCAAGCAGUAAGGCUUCUGCACAAGACCGGGUUAGCAGAACCGCCUGCAUUCGAUGUCGGCAGAAGAAGAAGAGAUGUGAUCAGCAGCUACCAAAAUGUCGUUUGUGUGACCUCGCAGGGGUUGAAUGCUUGGGUUACGACACCGUUGCUAAGAGGCAAGUGCCUCGGAGUUAUAUUCAUAGUCUUGAGGAGCGAGUAGCGUACCUUGAGAACAAGCUGCAGUCCUAUCGCUCUCGUGAUGACACAAGCGAGGCUCCACAAGGGAUCUCACCGUCCUCUACGGCGCAGUUAUCGGAUGCAGGUAAUCUCAGAGGUUCUAACAACGAGCCAGGAUUGCCCGUUGAGCGGAAUGUCGAGACUGCAGCGGCAGCGAGGGCCACGGCGGCCGGGGUGGCAAGGCUAGCUAGGCAAGCCACUGGCCAGGAGCCCUCCUUCUUCAAGCUUGCCCUAGCCGGCAUUAUGAACGCAGACAUGAGCCCCAAGACUCCCCUGCAUCAAGACCAACCCCGUGAAGCGGAACACACAUCUGCUAUCAUGGGUGACUUGGACGCCAAUCCCAUAUCUCUACCCUCUAAAGAAACGGCCCAGAACUUGGUCAACGCAUAUUUCCAUUAUCUGGGAAUGGCUAUGCCGUUACUACAUACGCCCUCCUUCCAGAAGAAAGUGGACAUGCUCUAUACACUGCCGCGGGCUAUUGACUUGGCCGAAACCCAUACCGCCACAGAUGUGAGGUUGGCCAUCUUUUUCGUUUUCGAGGUCUUUGCUGUGGCCCUGCUGGUCCUGCAGAAACAAGAUCCAUCGAGAGUGCCAACAUGGCUGGCAGACCGAUAUCAUAAGACUGCCAUGAUGGGUCUGGGUGAAGCUGGGAUGCCGAACGAUCUCGAGGGAGUGCAGGCGCUGCUGCUGAUUAGUCAGUACUCGCACUAUCAUCCUACAGCUUGGAGUGCUUGGAGGGUCAUCAGUCAAGCGGUUCGCCUAGCAGUGGAAUUGAAGCUGAACCAAGACCCGCCAGACGACUUGGACUUCCUUACGCGGGAUAAUAUGAGACGGACGUUCUGGGUGGCUUACGCUAUGGACCGGAAUAUCUCAACAACAAUGUGCCUGCCGUCCUGCUUGUCAGAUGGAGCAAUAACCACAAAAUAUCCGAGUGACGUGGGUGACGAACACAUCACAUCAGAUGGUCAGCAAGCAGCUGAUGCACCGGCCUCUUUCUUCAAACGGAUCUAUUUGCACUACUUGCGAUAUCGUCGGAUACAGUCCGAGAUGGCAACGGCCUUGUACCAAGCACCGCCUCCUCCAUACCAGCCCAUCGACCUAGACCAGUGGCAGCAGGCUAUGCACGGGCGGAUCGACAGCUGGUAUAAGGACUCGCCGGUUGUAGAAGGCCUGAGCAACGUCGUCAAGGGCGUCAUCGAGACCUUUGAGGUCAACUACCAACAUGCAGUGUUCUACCUGUACCGGCCCACGCCCAACAUCCCGGCGCCGUCGGGGUCGCAGCUCGUGACCAUGACGAACGCGGCCGUGGAGAUGAUCAGACUGUACCGGCACUUCUUCCGCGAGAACAAGCUGAACCUCUACUGGCAGGCGGUGGAGAACCUGUACUCUGCGGGCACGGCUCUCAUGUACGCGUACGGCCACUCUCCAGAGGUGCGGGAGCUGUUGUCGUUCCGGUCUCUCGAGUCGUACGUCCAUACUUGCUCGUCUGCCCUGUGGGGCAUGGUCGAGAGAUUCCCUGCGUUCAAGGGGAAGAGAGAUGCGUUCGACCUGGCUGCCUCUCAGAUCCUCGCAGACCUCGGCGCCACCUUCGCAAAUGCUGGCCUGGCGACGGCGCCAGCGGUGUCAUGGACGCCUUACGAGGGCGGCGGCUUUGGACUGCCCGGCGACGGCAUUAUGAUGGAACAUAGCCGAGUAUCACCACCCGAGAGGGCUGGUGGCAGAUAUUUCUCGUCCGAGGGCUUCCCUCCCUCACAGCCGUCGCUCUUCGAGGGGCCAGACACCAUGCCGCAACACGGUCAGCAGGCCGAAUUUGCAUUACCACCAAUGGUGCCGGGCGGAGAUCUCGAAGCGCGUGCGCAGAUGGACACCUUUUCUUUUACGGACUUUGAUGACCUUUCUAUGGCUUGGGAGGCUGCGGUGGGUGUGAAUGGGAGCUUCAAUCCGCCUUGGAUAUGA